Condylostylus longicornis is the source of this 2231-nucleotide messenger RNA. Its product is annotated as neprilysin-4-like. The transcript is spliced from 2 exons. The annotation marks the transcript as partial. Lineage: Eukaryota; Metazoa; Arthropoda; Insecta; Diptera; Dolichopodidae. Gene Ontology annotation, molecular function: metalloendopeptidase activity. Gene Ontology annotation, biological process: protein processing. Gene Ontology annotation, cellular component: plasma membrane. The record is from RefSeq and is a predicted model, not a curated record.
UACGGAUCACCAUUCGAAAAACUUGUUAUACAAAAUAACAAUAACACAUUUAAAAAUGAAUUUAAUUUGAAAGAAUCAAUUUUAAAUAACGAUGAAUUAAUUGAAUAUCUUCAAAAGGAAAUAUUUUUGAAACACUUACAAGAGAAAUCAAUCAAUCAAUAUGAAUUAAUAUCAAAAUAUAUGGAUAAAAGUGCUGAUCCAUGCGAAGAUUUUUAUCAGUAUGCAUGUGGUAAUUGGGAAAAAUAUCAUGAAAUUCCAUUAGAAUUACCUUCAUAUGAUAUAUUUGCAAUAUUAAAUGAGGAAUUACAAAAAUCAUUACAUGAAAUUUUAACUUAUAAUCAGAAUAAAACUAUGAAUUCUAUAAUUAAUAAUCAAAAUAGCAGCACAGACGAGAUUAUGGAAAAUGAUACAAAAAAUUUCGAUAUGGAACAACAAGUGAAUUUAUUUUUUGCCUCAUGUUCAAAUAUUGAUUUAAUAAAUGAAAGAAAAUUUGAACCAAUGCUUGAGGUAAUUAAAGAAAUUGGUGGUUUUCCAUUAUUGGAUGGUGAUGAAUGGUCUGAAGAAAAUUUUAAUUUAGAAGAAGUAUUAGCUUGGCAAUCAAUUCAUCAAAUGCAUAGUUUCUUUUCAACAGAAAUUGAAUAUGAUCUUAAAAAUAUUGAAAAAUCUGUUAUUUAUAUGUUACAUCCAGAAUUAGGUUUACGUAGUCAUGCCGAUUAUUUAGAAAGUUAUAAUAAAGCACAUUUAGAAGGUUAUCGUGAAUUUAUUAAAGACGUAUUUGAAAUUUUAAAUACACCAGAAAAUGAAACACAAAAUGUUAUUGAUGAAAUAAUAGAUUUAGAAAUGAAAUUAGCAAAAUUAACAGAUGUAAGAACAAAUAAUUAUGAAGUACAACAGUUAUAUAAUCCAACAACAGUUGGUAUUUUAAAAGAAAAAUAUUCAAAAUUUAAUUGGACAGAAUAUUUAAUAAAAAUAUUUAAUAAAGAAUUCAAUGAUGAUUAUAAAAUAGUUAUAUUUGGAGCUCCAAAAACAGAUGAAAUAUUUGACCUCUUAAUUAAUACAGAUAAGAGAAUCAUAGCAAAUUAUAUCAAUUGGCGUACAAUUCAGCAAAUGUUAAAAUAUCUUGAUGAAAGAUUUAAGGCUCCGAAAGUGAAAUUUACAAAAAUAUUAAUGGGUUCUGAGAAAACCACUAAAGAAAGAACAUAUUUGUGUGCUGGUGAAGUUAACGAAGCUAUCGGUAUGGCUGUUAGUUCUUUAUAUGUAAAAAAAUAUUUUAAUGAAAAUUGUAAGGAUGAUGUUUCUAAAAUGACUGAAGAAAUUUCAAAAGUGUUUCGUUCAAAUUUAAAUUUAUCGGAUUGGAUUGAUGACGAAACAAAACUGUUAGCAGAGGAAAAAGUCAAUAAAACUUUAUUAGCUGUUGGUUAUCCAGAGUUCAUUUUAAAUAAAACUGAAUUAAAUGACUAUUAUAAUGGCAUAAAUUUUGCGAAAGAUAAAUAUUUUGAGAAUGUUUUAAAUUUAAGAAAAUAUGAAAAUAUUAAAGAACGAAAUAAAUUGGAAAAAAAAGUCGAUAAAAACGAAUGGCCUAUCAGACCAACUAUAAUCAAUGCAUUUUUUGAACAAGCUAAAAAUAGAAUUAUAAUGCCUGCAGCAAUUCUUCAACCACCAGUUUAUCAUGGUGAUUUUCCAAAAAGUUUAAAUUAUGGUGCUAUAGGUGUUUUCAUUGGACAUGAAUUAACCCAUGGAUUUGAUACUGUUGGUCGCGGAUUCGAUCAAGAUGGUAACAUGAAUGAUUGGUGGACAAAUAAAUCUUAUGAACAAUUCAAGGAUCGCGCUCAAUGUUUCAUUGAUCAAUAUAGUCAAUUUAAAAUUUAUAACAAAACAUUGAAUGGAGAAAUAACAAAAGAGGAAAAUAUAGCGGAUAAUGGAGGUAUUCGUUUAUCUUUCAAAGUUUAUAAAGAAUGGUUAAAAACAGCAACAGAAGAAGAAAUUAAAGCGGAAGCUGUUCCUAAUUUAGAUUUAUCGCCACUACAAUUAUUCUUUGUUGCAUUUGCUCAAUCAUGGUGUGAACACAUAAGGCCAGAAGCAAUUGAAAAUCGUUUAGAAACAGACACUCAUCCCCCUGGAAAAUUUAGAAUAAUUGGAACACUUCAAAACUUUGAAGAAUUUUCAAAUGCAUAUGAAUGUCCACUGAACACAACUAUGAAUCCAAUUAAAAAAUGUAAAUUAUGGUAAUA